Messenger RNA from Eupeodes corollae, 1744 nucleotides. It is a transcript of the gene FarO, whose product is annotated as fatty acyl-CoA reductase wat. Lineage: Eukaryota; Metazoa; Arthropoda; Insecta; Diptera; Syrphidae. The transcript is spliced from 10 exons. Gene Ontology annotation, cellular component: peroxisome. Gene Ontology annotation, biological process: long-chain fatty-acyl-CoA metabolic process. The record is from RefSeq and is a predicted model, not a curated record. The coding region runs from base 105 to 1619 and encodes 504 amino acids. Gene Ontology annotation, molecular function: alcohol-forming very long-chain fatty acyl-CoA reductase (NADP+) activity.
GAAUUCCUUUACAUGUAUCAAAAUACGAUCAGUUCGAAAUUGACCAUUCUCGUGCAUGGUUUAGUUAAAUUUGUUUUUGAAAGUGAAGUGUAAAACAUUUGAACAUGAUUGUUGAUUUUUAUGAGAAUUGUGAAAUUUUUAUAACCGGAGGAUCGGGUGUUGUGGGAAAAGCAAUUAUUGAAAAAUUACUCCGAUCAUGUAAUGUGAAAAAGAUUUACAUCUUGCUGAGACCGAAAAAAGGUGCACCUUAUGAUAUUCGUUUGGAGGAAAUUAAAAAAUCUAGAAUAUUCAAAGUCCUUAAAGAAUGCAAGCCCAACGAAUUGAACAAACUUGUGGCUAUACCUGGAGAUAUUAAAGAAGAUAAUCUUGGAAUCCCAGCAGAAUAUCUAGAUCAAUUAAAAAACGUAUCGAUAUUCUUUCAUUCAGCUGCUUCAACUCGAUUCAAUGAUCCACUUAAGACUGCUAUUAGUUUAAACCUUAAAUCAACUUAUGAGGCUUUAAAAAUUGGAGAAACAAUGACAAAUUUGAAAAUUUUCCUACAUGUUUCAACUUAUUUUAGUAAUCCAAAUUUAGAGUUAGUAGAAGAUAAGGUUUAUCCUGCUGCGUUUGAUUGGAGAACUGCACUCAAAAUUUUGGACCUAGAUGAUCGUGAUCCAACUUUGGAUAUAAUAACAAAUAAAGUUAUAACAGGAUUUCCAAAUACUUAUAUAUUUACAAAACACUUAGGAGAAAAACUUGUUGAUGAUUUUCGUCCCAGAAUUCCAGUUGCCAUUUAUAAACCUUCUAUAGUAAUCGCUGCUUGUGAUGAUCCCGAAGAAGGAUUUACAGAAACAAUGACUGGUAUUAUGGGUCUAAUGACAAUUUGGGGAACAGGCCUAUUACAAGCAUUUUACGUUAAAAAUUUUGAAACUGCAUUGGAUUUUACACCUUUGGAUUUGGGUACAAAAACUGUUCUUAUAUUUACUGCACUCAAAGGACAGCUGCCAAGAGAAAAACUUCUUGAAGCUACACCAGUUGGAAAAUUUUCCUCCCUUGCAAUGGUAUAUUCCCCGCUAUGUGAAUACAUCAAAACCACUUCCGAAGCUGUUUACAAGUUUCCUUUAGAAAAAUCAUUUUGGAUACCAAAUGUCACAGUUACAAGUUGUAUAUUUAUUUACUGGAUUGUGGUGAUAUUUUCCCAAUUGAUUCCUGCAAUUUUGAUAGAUUUUAUUUUAAGUAUUUUUCGAAAGAAACCAUUUAUGAUGGCGAUUCAAAGAAAAAUUUACUUAACUAGGCAAGCUCUAUCGUUUUUCAUAGAUAAUGAGAGUAGAAGUGAUGGAAUUACAGAUGUCCAUGAAAUGCGUAAAAUUUCUAAAGGAACGGAUUUUGAUAUUGGAGCACUUUUCGAAUACGCAAAGUCAAAAGAAAGGGUUAAACUACUUAUUCAUGGUAAUGUGAGGGGAUGCAGAAAGUUCCUACUAAACGAACCUGAUUCGAGUAUUGAAAGAUGUAGGAAAAUAUUAAGAGCAAAAAUAAUGGCUUAUAACGUUUUGAAAGGAAUUGUUGGAUUUUUUAUUGGUCGAGCGAUAUAUGAACGGACGAUUAAUUAUCUACACGAAAAUCAAUUAUUUAAUUAUUAAUCUACUUUUAAAUUAAUUUUAUUAUUAUACAUUAUGAAUAAACAUUUAUACCUAUUAUUAAACAGAAAUAUAUUUAUAUCAUUAUAUUUUGGAAUCAAAAUUAAACAAAAAAUUGAAAGAGUGAA